Molecule: messenger RNA, 1779 nt
Organism: Wallemia ichthyophaga EXF-994
Lineage: Eukaryota; Fungi; Basidiomycota; Wallemiomycetes; Wallemiales; Wallemiaceae
Product: Ferric/cupric reductase transmembrane component 7
Exons: 2
Coding region: 1-1779 (592 amino acids)
Biological process (GO): copper ion import; iron ion transport; intracellular iron ion homeostasis
Cellular component (GO): plasma membrane
Molecular function (GO): ferric-chelate reductase activity
Source: RefSeq, a predicted model, not a curated record
AUGGCUGUCUGCGUACCGCCGCUGACGAAAUGCUACUCAAGCGAGGAGAGGAGAGAGAUGUUCAAGAAUAAAGACGAUUGGUGGACUUCUGACAGAUAUGCCUUUAAUCUUGCUAUGAUGGUUACAGCUAUUCUGAUUGUCGUCAUCAUCGUUCAAUCCCUCAAGUAUAUCGCUUCUACAAAGAGAGUUAUGGCGAUGAUGAGGAGGAGUGGUUCGGGUGGAGGCGGCAGCCUUCAGGCCUCCGUCGUAUCAGCAAUCAACAGAAUCGCAGCUUCUGCUCGUGCUCUACACUACCACCGCUUCAGGAUUAGAAACUUCUACUUCCCCCAUACAUUUCCAAUGAUUUUGCUCUCAGCAAUCUUCAUCGGCACCACAGUAUGGGCAUUCACUAUCUUCCCGUAUUACAGACCAGGUAUUCAAUUUGGUCCCGGUCCACUUGCUAUUAGAACAGGCUGGAUGACCCUUGGCUUGAUUCCACCAGUCUUUUCCAUGGGCUCUAGAAUAAAUCCAAUCAGCUUUAUCACUGGCAUAAGCCAUGAACGUUUAAUCGAUUAUCAUCAAUACGGAGCUAUCAUUAUUCUCUUUCUAUCCUUGGUUCACACAAUACCAUUCAUCGUUGAGCCUCUUCAGCAGGGUUAUGAGAUGGGCGGCGGUAUUGAACUAGGAAGAUUCCUCCUACAGAAGUACUACGAUGGUACUGUACCCUUCUGGAACGGUAUACCUCCACUAGUAGCUUUGGUCUGGAUCAUCGUCUCAAGCAUGAAGAUUUUCAGAAACAUGAUGUCUUACGAGUUCUUCGUUUGCCAGCACAUCGUGACAACUUUCUUCUUUUUGGUUUGGAUGUUUAUUCAUACCGAUGUCACAUACCCUCAAACGUGGCAGUACCUGUUCGUUACUGUUGGUGUAAUGGCCUGGAGCUGGUUCGGUAAAAUUUUGGUGACGUUCUGGGCAAAUGAAUUUUCGUACUACAACGCUCAAGUAGCCACAUAUUCUGGGGAAAUAAUCAGAAUCCGCAUCGUUACCCCUCUGCGUUGGAAGGCGGCGCAAUGCAUCUAUAUCCGCUUUCUAACAAUUAGCCCACUCGAAUCACAUCCAUUCACAAUCACAUCUAUUCCUUCAAACGAUGUUCACAGUACAUCGAACGUCUUGCAAUUGAUUCUGCGCGGUAAAAGUGGCAUCACCAGAAAACUGAAUGACAAAGCUAAAGGAGGGGUUGCUUCGAUUCCAGUGCUUAUAGACGGGCCGUAUGGCGGAAUACCAAGACCAUUGAAUGGCUUCUCGCACGUCUUAUUACUCAGCGGUGGUACAGGUGUCACUUCCAAUAUCAGCGUCCUUCUUACACUUCUCAACCAAAUGGAGCGCUCGGAAACGCUCGUUGAGCAGAUCGACUUUGUUUGGGUUGUUAGAGAGAUGCAUUCUCUAGAGUGGUUCAACGACACAUUUAAAGCCCUCUCAACUUAUUCCAGCUUCGGCAACGUCAACCUUGUUAUCCAUGUUACUGGCCAGAAUGAAUUGGAUGAGAAGAGCAGCUCUUCAGGUCUAGCAUACGAUGAAAAGCUCUACAACUUCGUCAAAGGUAGACCAAAUGUCAAGAGAAUCGUUAGAGACAGCGCUACGCAAGCUCAAGGAAGGCAUCUCGCCGUAGUUGUGUGCGGUCCAGGAGGAUUGUUCAAUUUUGACACAAUGAACGAAUGUGCUGCCAUCGAGUUCCAAAUGGCUAUAGGAAAUCAAGCCCUUCCCAAUCAAAUGUUUGUCCAUUCCGAAAGCUUUGAGUGGUAG